Messenger RNA from Plasmodium cynomolgi strain B, 1206 nucleotides. RefSeq names its product protein disulfide isomerase. The record is from RefSeq and is a predicted model, not a curated record. Gene Ontology annotation, molecular function: protein-disulfide reductase activity; protein disulfide isomerase activity. The coding region runs from base 1 to 1206 and encodes 401 amino acids. Gene Ontology annotation, cellular component: endoplasmic reticulum lumen. NCBI's taxonomy places the organism in Eukaryota, Apicomplexa, Aconoidasida, Haemosporida, Plasmodiidae. Gene Ontology annotation, biological process: response to endoplasmic reticulum stress. The transcript has 2 exons.
AUGAAGCCUGUGGGCCCCCUAAUUUGCUCGCUGGUACUCCUGGCGGGCCUGUGCCCCAGGUACGCCUCGGGUCUGUACACAAAUGUGAAGGAAAUCAAAACGGUGGAGAGCCCCAAAGAGUUCGAGGAGUUGCUAAAUGACAAAAAAGUUUGCCUAGUUGAAUUUUACGCAACAUGGUGCAGAGCCUCCAGGGGUUUUGCGAAUGACUUUACCAACAUAGCCAAGACGAUAAAAGACGACAUAACAAUUUUGGCCGUAAAAAAUGAAGAUAUAAUUAACCAGUACAAAAUUGAAACAUACCCAAGUAUACACGUUUUCUUCGCAAAGGACAGUAAAAAAAAUAGUGAAAAAUUUGAUGGCAAUUACAAAAUAAAAGAAGUGGUUUCCUUUGUAUAUGAUAGUAUAAAAAAGCACCGUUUGAAAGAACUAAAUAUCGACCUCGAUGAUAUGAAUAAAAGUUCCUAUAAAAAAAAAGGAAAGAAAAAAAACGAUGGCAAAGUAAUUACACUAAAUGAUAGCAAUUUUGAUAAUAAUGUGUUACAAGAUGAUGAGAACGUGUGGUUUGUCUUUUUCUAUGCUCCAUGGUGUGGACACAGCAAACCGAUACACCCAAUGUUCGACCAACUAGCAAAAAAAGUAGCACAUUUGAAGAACGCACGAAUUGGGAAAAUAGACGCUACAGUGGAACAACGAUCAGCACAAACUUAUCAAAUAAGGCACUAUCCAUCUUUUAGGUUAUUCCCGUCAGGAAAGAAAAAAUCACAUAGUGCUGUAGAAUAUAACGACUCUAGAACGGUAGAGGACAUGUAUCAAUUUUUUUUAAAAUACUAUUCAGAAAAGAAGGAAGUAAUUCAGUUAACUUCACAACAAGUGUUUGAUGAAUAUUGCGAAAAAGACAUUCUGACCAAUGUUAUUAAAGACGUUAGUAGCUUGCCAGUCACUUUGCUGUGGACUCAAGCAGGAGACCAACUAGACCUUGUGCAGAAGUUAAACCUUACUUUCGGUUUCCCCACUGUUAUAGCCAUUAGCUUUUCGAAAAAUGUCUAUUCCGUUUUGAAGGGGAAUUAUUCUGAACAGUCCAUCAAAAAUUUCAUCACACAAAUGAUGAUGGGCAAAUCUUCUGUUGACAAUUUGGUUCCCUUUACGGUGAAGACGGUCCCCAAGUUUAGUUUUACCAGCGCGGGGGAAGCCAACUCGGAGUUGUGA